GUGGAGCACUCCAAAAGAAAAGAUUUGUGCUAUUUUGCGCGGCUUCAGAAAGAGGAGGAAGAAUGGACGGUGGAAGAUUUUCUCAUGCUGCUCGCUCAACGAAGGUCGUCCACUUUGGCGAAGCUAGCGCUGGAGAUACUCGAUGGUGCGUCGGUAGCUAUAAAAGACAUUAAAAGAAGGGCCGAAAUUGCUAGCGCUAAAGAAGCUGCCAACAAGAAGCAGAAGAGAGCGCGCAAAAGGAAGUAG
Messenger RNA from Gongylonema pulchrum, 246 nucleotides. The record is from the annotation of a GenBank genome assembly. NCBI's taxonomy places the organism in Eukaryota, Metazoa, Nematoda, Chromadorea, Rhabditida, Gongylonematidae.